AUCGAGCUGGUAGCAUAAGCACUCUUGAUUCACUGGACUUUGCUCGCUACUCUGAUGAUGGCAACCGGGAAGUUGACGAGCGUGUGGCAGAAAAUGAAGUUCCUUUGCAGGAACGAAAGAAUUAUAAAUCGAGUCCUGAAAUUCAGGAACCUAUUAAACCUCUUGAAAAAAGAGCACUAAAUUUCCUUGUGAAUGAGUAUUUAUUGAAAAAUAACAACAAGCUUACUUCUAUAACCUUUUCUGAUGAAAAUGAUGACCAGGACUUUGAAUUGUGGGAUGAUGUAGGAUUAAAUAUUCCAAAACCUCCAGACCUUUUGCAACUUUAUCGUAACUUUGGAAGCCACCAGGCUGUAGUAAAAGACACUGCAGAUGUUGCAGUUGUUGUAAAAGAAGAUGAACUUGAGCCGCUACCUAGUGCUCAGAUAUCAAUAAUGGAACCCCAGCCUCUCCAGUCAUCAGCAGUAGUUCAAGAACUAGAGAAUAAAAUCAGUCAGUGCAAUGAAGAAAAAGUGGCUUUACUGGAACAAAUUGCGACUCUCCAGAGGGAACUUGAAGUUCUAAAGGCGAAGCCUGUGACAGACAUUUGUCCUGAAAAGCCAAGGCUGUCUGACAGGCUACAGAGUCAAAUAUCAGUGGAAAGUGAUCCUUACAUGGAGAUAAGAAUGUCAGACAGUGACCGCAAAUGUGACAGGACUGAGGAAAACCAAAUGGUGGAGCCAUCAGAAACAGACUUCCAGCUACCUGAGGAUAUUCCACCCAUUGCUGACCUGUCAAAUAUUACCAAAAGGGCACUUCUUACUACGCCACCCCCUUAAAGAUGGAAUUCAGUUUGACCAACCUAACAGAAAACUGUCCCCAGCUUUUCAUCAAGCACUACUAUCUUUUUGCCGAAUGUCAGCUGACAGCCGUUUGGGUUCUGAGGUGUCCCGCAUUGCUGACAGUGAGAAUGGAGUCAUGCUGAUGCUGGGUCGCUGUCUUCCUCAUAUUGUCCCAAAUGUGCUCCUUGCAAAAAGAGAGGAACUGAUACCGCUUAUACUGUGCACUGCCUGCCUCCAUCCAGAGCCUAAAGAAAGAGACCAACUCCUGCAUAUACUCUUUAAUUUAAUAAAGCGCCCAGAUGAUGAGCAAAGACAGAUGAUUUUAACUGGAUGUGUGGCCUUUGCCAGCAUGUUGGACCAACGCGAGUUGAAGCAGAGCUUUUACCACAGUGUUGGGAACAGAUCAAUCACAAAUAUCCAGAAAGAAGACUUCUUGUGGCAGAAUCAUGUGGAGAUCUAGCACCAUAUUUUCCUAAAGAAAUCAGGAGCUCUCUUGUGCUGUCCAUGUUACAACAAAUGCUGAUGGAAGACAAAGCAGAUAUGGUGAGAGAAGCUGUGAUUAAAAGCCUCGGCAUUAUUAUGGGGUACAUUGAUGAUCCUGACAAAUAUCAACAGGGUUUUGAGCUCUUGCUAACAGCCUUAGGUGACCCAUCAGAAAGGGUGGUGAGUGCCACCCACCAGGUGUUCUUACCGGCCUAUGCUGCUUGGACUAUGGAACUUGGCAAUCUCCAGUCUCAUCUUAUUCCCACUCUUCUCAGCAAGAUUGAAAAACUCCUCAGGGAAGGAGAACAUGGGCUGGACGAACACAAACUCCACAUGUACCUAUCUGCCUUGCAGUCUCUCAUCCCUUCCCUCUUUGCUACUGUAUUACAAAACGCACCAUUUACAAGUAAAGCCAAGCUUCAGGGAGAGAUACCCCAGAUAGAAGUGACUAGAUUUCCUCGGCCCAUCUCGCCUCUACAAGAUGUACCCACCAUCAUUGGCAGUCGUGAGCAGCUAGCUAUACUACUUCAGCUUUAUGAUUACCAACUGGAACACGAGGGUACCACGGGAUGGGAAACUUUACUUUGGGUUGUCAAUCAGCUAUUACCCCAACUUAUUGAGAUAGUUGGUCGCAUUAAUGUUGCCUCUACGGCUUGCGUUCAUGAGUUUUCAAGGUAUUUCUGGCGACUGUGCAGAACAUUCGGAAAAAUAUUUACAAAUACAAAGGUGAAGCCACAGUUCCAGGAAAUAUUGAGGCUGUCUGAGGAAAAUAUUGAUUCUGCAGCAGGAAAUGGUGUCCUGACAAAAGCCACUGUCCCAAUUUAUGCAACUGGAGUUCUAACGUGUUACAAUCAGGAAGAAGACCGCAAGCUGCUAGUUGGCUUCCUUGAAGAUGUGAUGACCAUGCUCUCAUUAUCUCAUGCACCACUGGAUAGUUUAAAAGCAUCCUUUGUAGAGCUAGGGACUAACCCUGCUUACCAUGAGCUGUUACUAACAGUGCUUUGGUAUGGUGUUGUUCAUACAUCAGCACUUGUCCGGUGUACUGCUGCAAGGAUGUUUGAGCUGAUUCUCCGAGGCAUGCGGGAAUCCUUAGUUGACAAGCGAGUUGCUCCGGCCCUUGUUACCUUGUCCAGUGACCCAGAAUUUUCUGUUCGAAUUGCCACAAUCCCAGCAUUUGGUACCAUCAUGGAGACUGUUACACAGAGAGAGUUAUUAGAGAGAGUGAAAAUGCAGCUGGCUUCAUUCCUAGAAGACCCUCAGUAUCAAGAUCAGCACUCCCUGCAGACAGAAAUUAUUAGGACGUUUGGUAGAGUUGGACCUAAUGCAGAGCCAAGGUUCAGAGAUGAAUUUGUCCUUCCUAAUUUGCACAAGUUAGCCUUGGUAAACAAUCAACAGUCGGUGGAUUCCAAGAGGCUUGACAUUGCUACAUACUUGUUUGAAGCUUACAGUGCUCUUUCCUGCUGUUUCAUAUCUGAGGAGUUAAUGGUGAAUCACUUCUUACCAGGACUCAGGUGUCUACGUGCUGAUAUGGAACAGCUGUCCCCCGAACAUGAGGUUAUUUUAAGCUCCAUGAUAAAAGAAUGUGAACAGAAGGUGGAAAACAAGACAGUCCAGGAGCCACAAGGUUCCAUGUCAAUUGCAGCAAGCCUUGUGAGUGAAGACACAAAGACAAAGUUUCUGAACAAAAUGGGCCAGCUGACAACAUCUGGUGCAAUGUUGGCGAAUGUUUUUCAGCGCAAGAAAUAA
This is a messenger RNA of Staurois parvus, 3047 nucleotides long. NCBI's taxonomy places the organism in Eukaryota, Metazoa, Chordata, Amphibia, Anura, Ranidae. The record is from the annotation of a GenBank genome assembly.